CGGAACUCACCUCAACACCACCACACCACCUACUGAUUGCGACCCAUACACCCCUUUUCGUUCACGCGAAACGACGCAAUCGCUCGCACGCGGUGGAAUCCAGCUCACCAUGAGCCACAAAGCCACUGUUAUUCGCCUCUAUCGGCAAUCCCUCAAGCUCUCGCUCGACUGGUGUGUUCAUAGAUACCUCUGGCGGGGACAGGCUAUGUACAUUCGGUCGCUUUUUGAGGCGCAGAAGCAUGUCACAGAGCCACGACAGCAACGGGCCCUGAUCCAAGAGACAGAAGACUUGCUGGAGAAGUGGAAGCACCCAGACCCCUACCGUCCACCAACAGCCCCAGGAGGCUCUAAGUACGAGCGCAACCUGCCCUGUCCAAUCCUCGAUCCCCCGCCGAAGAUGAUUCUUUAGAGGGGACAUGGGAGCAAAGUAUUGUACAUACAAACACCAUUUAGAUCUGGAUUCGAAUGGGUCAUUCGGCAUCAAAAGAAUCUGAUAUACUUUGUAUUUCUAUCCGUGAAUAUUCACCUAAAUCGCCUUAUAUACAUAACAG
Molecule: messenger RNA, 551 nt
Organism: Lindgomyces ingoldianus
Lineage: Eukaryota; Fungi; Ascomycota; Dothideomycetes; Pleosporales; Lindgomycetaceae
Exons: 5
Coding region: 110-409 (99 amino acids)
Biological process (GO): mitochondrial electron transport, NADH to ubiquinone
Source: RefSeq, a predicted model, not a curated record